Messenger RNA from Melanaphis sacchari, 996 nucleotides. RefSeq names its product malate dehydrogenase-like. Gene Ontology annotation, biological process: tricarboxylic acid cycle; malate metabolic process; oxaloacetate metabolic process. Gene Ontology annotation, molecular function: L-malate dehydrogenase (NAD+) activity. The transcript is spliced from 6 exons. The record is from RefSeq and is a predicted model, not a curated record. Bases 1 to 996 code for a protein of 331 amino acids. NCBI's taxonomy places the organism in Eukaryota, Metazoa, Arthropoda, Insecta, Hemiptera, Aphididae.
AUGGAUUUUGUCGUCACCAAAGUCGUAAUCUCUGUGAACCAUAAUGUGCUUAGCAUUGAGUUGGUGUUCAACAUACUCCAAAGAAAAGUGUUCGCCGACAAUAAAUUGGACGUUUUUAUUUUAACUUUAGACAUGGAUAAAGUUAAUGAAACGGCUGAACAUAUUAAAAAGUGUUGUUUCUCUAACUUGAAUGAAUUGGUUGUUACCGGAGAUUAUCUCGAAGCAUUCUUGAAGGCCGACUAUCUCCUACUAAUGACUAAUUUGAAUGCGCCGGACUGUAAAAUUCUAGAUAACAUCCAAAACUUAGAUCACGUUUUCAAAAAGGCCAAAUCGUUCGAUCGUCUUGCUAAUCCAAAUGCCAGGAUCGUCGUUAUGGGACCAUGGUCAAAUACGUGGUUACAGAUUUUUGCGGAAGUUGCGACACGCCUGAACAAGUGCAACUUUACCGGUUUGUCUAGACAUCACGUGAGUAAAGCGUUGGGGCUCAUCGCACGAAAACUUGACUGUGAAAUGCAAGAACUGUCAGACGUAUACGUUUGGGGAAAACAUUACUUGGACAUAACUGACGCUAAGAAAAAAACGAAUUUUGGACCGGGAAAAUAUGAUUUGCAAUGUACAGUGAAAACGCAGAACGUUACGGAUCUUUUGUCUUCGAAUUGGAUUGACAAUUUUUUCACACCACAGUUUGAAGCAGUAGAAACCGUCAAAACCUACAGACAAUGUGUUAUAUCGGCAGUUUGCUAUCAUAUAAUCGACUGGUGUCGGGGCACAGGCGAAAGAACAGUGUGUAUGACACUUUUCGUACAUCAACCGGGACACAUUAACGAUUGCGUUUUUUCAUCAUAUCCGGUUGUCAUUAGCAAAUUUGGUAAAAUAUCUGUUCAUAACAUUGAAAUGGAUUCGUUACAAUUUGUAAAAUUGUAUAGAUAUCUUGAAAAUCAACAAAAAGAAAGGUGUCUUAUUCGCAACUAUAUCAAGCACCAUAAUAUCGUGUAA